Microdochium trichocladiopsis is the source of this 867-nucleotide messenger RNA. RefSeq lists its product as uncharacterized. Gene Ontology annotation, biological process: signal transduction. Gene Ontology annotation, molecular function: phosphorelay sensor kinase activity. The transcript has a single exon. The record is from RefSeq and is a predicted model, not a curated record. Lineage: Eukaryota; Fungi; Ascomycota; Sordariomycetes; Xylariales; Microdochiaceae. Bases 1 to 867 code for a protein of 288 amino acids.
AUGGGUGCCAGCAUCACCUCAGAAGACGACAGCGCUAGCGAGAGGGACACGCCGCGCGAGAGCGGCCCGUCUCAUACGAGCUCCACGACGCAGCAAAGGGCGACCAAGAACGACAGCAACGACAAUCACCAUAAUCACCACCACCACCACCAUCACCAUCGCAAGAAGCCCAAGACGGAUCACACCGAGCUUCUCCAGCGUAUCCCUGGCGACAAGACGGUCGUGUUUGUGCCCCUCUUCGACCACACGGACAAUAGCUUCUCUGGCGGCUGCUUCCUCUGGACGGCCGUCGCAGGCCGACUCAUGAAUCUUGACGACGACCUGUCGUACCUGCGAGCAUUUGCCAACAGCAUCAUGAGCCAGGUCGCCCGUAUCAGUGCUCAGAAGAAUGAAGCAGCCAAGACGACCUUUAUCGCCAGCAUAAGCCACGAGCUGCGCAGUCCCUUGCACGGCAUCCUGGGGGCCGCAGAGUUUCUGGCCGACACCUCGGCAGACUCGUUCCAGGCUGGUCUUGUCUCGUCUAUAUCGACGUGUGGCAAGACUCUGCUCGACACGCUCAACCACGUCCUCGACUACAGCAAGAUCAACCGUCUCGGUCGCACACGACGGCGCAAACCUGCAGACAAGGAGCAGGUCAUCAGCGGCAUAUCUUCUGACUCACUCGACAGCCUCAGCCUGACCGCUGUCGUUGACCUGUCGGCCCUUGUGGAGGAGGUCAUUGAUGCAAUCGUCAUAGGCCACACCUUCAAGCAGGUGCCUAACGCGUCGAUGCCCGAUGACGGAGCAAAAUCACUGGGUGUGGGCAAGCUCGCCCCGACCCCACAUGUUUCGCUGGCCAGAGAAGAGCCCGUCUCGGUGCUGGUAUGA